GAUUCUAUGAAAUAUCCACAUGAUAUGUCCCAUGUUUAUGGUCUUGAUAUUGUUGACUGCUUGAGCCAGGAAAUUUUUGACAAAAAUCAAGAUGAUAUUCUUAACAGUGAUUUCUGCAGAGAUACUGAUCAGGUACAAAUUGAGAGCCAGACAGAGCCAAAACUGAAAGAAACUGUUUGUAGCAUCCAGCAGAUAGUUUACAGUCAAGCACAGAACGAGGGAAACUCCCUCCAGAAGGAUGCACAGAAGAGCCUUGCGCCAUCUGAAACACCUUCAUGCGCAACUCUUCAGCUCCCAAUGCAAAGCUCACCCGCGAAUCCUCGUCUGCAGUCCAGUUUUGCGCACAAGGAGCCCCCUAAGGCCAGUCCUGCACAAGGAAAGCUACGAUCUAGGUGGAUUGGACCAUUUAUAGUGGAACAUGUCUACCCCCAUGGAGCUGUAGACAUCAAAAGCAUAGAAACUGGAAAAAUCUUCAAAGUAAAUGGGCAUCGAUUGAAACCAUAUUAUGAAGGAUUCUCAGUUCAAGUAGUGGAAGAAAUUCCACUCUCUCGGUCUGAAUAGUGAUCAUGCCAUGCACACCACACCCCAGG
This is a messenger RNA of Manihot esculenta (cassava), 590 nucleotides long. RefSeq lists its product as uncharacterized. The coding region runs from base 7 to 561 and encodes 184 amino acids. The transcript is spliced from 2 exons. NCBI's taxonomy places the organism in Eukaryota, Viridiplantae, Streptophyta, Magnoliopsida, Malpighiales, Euphorbiaceae. The record is from RefSeq and is a predicted model, not a curated record.